CACCGUUAGAGCAGGUCCGUGGAAGGAAAGCAACAUGGGUUCGCUUGAUAGUCCCAUGUUUAUUUGGCCAUAGUGCAUGGUGGUGGUGGUGGUGGAUUCUCUCGGGCAUUCAGUAUGCUGCUACCCCUCGUUGUCCACUUACACCACCCCAUCCACCAAUUAGUUCUUUGCAAGCCCGGAGGAGUUCUUUUGAUUUGUUUAUAUGCGUGUUUAUGGCGACUUCCUUCCCCACUUUGUAAGGGCGUCAACUCUCUCGUCUCCCCUCUCGUUUGCCACAAGAGGAGUGACAAAGAUAUGGAAGGGGAUAAGCACGAGGUAAUGGAAGGGGAGGAGGCAAGGGUGACUGAUGUGAGCCUCAAAGAGCUCUCCAAGAAGCUUGAGGAGUUUGCCAGGGUAAGGGACUGGGAGCAGUACCACAGCCCGAGGAAUCUGCUGCUUGCCAUGGUUGGUGAAGUGGGGGAGCUUGCAGAAAUAUUCAUGUGGAGGGGAGAAGUGGCAAAGGGGCUACCUAACUGGAAGGAUUCAGAGAAGGAGCAUGUAGGGGAGGAGCUUUCAGAUGUCCUGUUAUACCUAAUAAGACUCUCUGAUGUAUGUGGUAUUGACCUUGGAGAUGCAGCCACCAAGAAGAUAGUCAAGAAUGCAAUUAAGUACCCUCCAAAGGCUACAUGAACACUGGAUUUGCUGCCAUCCUGUGCUUGGUUGGUUGCACAACUUCUGUUUCUGUUUGGUAUCAGGAGAUCAAUAAUAUGUUCUGACACUUGCAGCAUGUGGAAGUAUGGUGAUGGCAGAAUGUGACAUACUUUUUCUUGGUCUGGCAGAAUGCAAAAGGGGAAGCUUUAAUA
Messenger RNA from Musa acuminata subsp. malaccensis (wild Malaysian banana), 842 nucleotides. RefSeq lists its product as uncharacterized. The record is from RefSeq and is a predicted model, not a curated record. Gene Ontology annotation, molecular function: nucleoside triphosphate diphosphatase activity. Gene Ontology annotation, biological process: nucleoside triphosphate catabolic process. NCBI's taxonomy places the organism in Eukaryota, Viridiplantae, Streptophyta, Magnoliopsida, Zingiberales, Musaceae.